Molecule: messenger RNA, 1651 nt
Organism: Alternaria alternata
Lineage: Eukaryota; Fungi; Ascomycota; Dothideomycetes; Pleosporales; Pleosporaceae
Product: PAP2-domain-containing protein
Exons: 2
Coding region: 204-1430 (408 amino acids)
Biological process (GO): phospholipid metabolic process
Molecular function (GO): phosphatidate phosphatase activity
Source: RefSeq, a predicted model, not a curated record
UCACUUUGAAUACUCGGUCGGUACGCUAAGUGUAGGGUACUGCUUGCUUUGCUGGCACGCUACGCGGUUUGCUGUCCCAGACUACUCUUUCCGGAGCAAACAAUCACAACAAAGACAACAAUACGUCAUCGGCACGACGUAUAGAUACCUCACUCCAGUACCUCAGCAGAGCAUCACGACAACCAUACCCACCAUUCACAAACAUGGGUUUCUUUAACAAGCGCAACACGACGCCUGUCGCCGCAGACACUACAACGGCAACUGGUGCUCACGAGAAGCGGACUAGACCCAGGCGUUCAUCCAAGGGCGGCUCAUCGUCCUACAACAGCAGACCUGGAUUUGGAUCAUGGCUCAAGGCUACCUGGCUCGAUAUCCUGACUAUGGCUCUCAUGGGCGCUGUCGGUCUUGGUGUUUACUUCGCUGACCCAGCACCAAGCCGCAGCUUCCCCAUCAUCUUCCAAGAUGGUGAGAUUGUCUAUCCCCAGUUCGCUUACCCUAUGCGUAACGAGAUCGUUCCGAUUUGGGCUGCUGCUCUGAUGGCUUUCUUCAUUCCCUUUGCUGUCUUCCUGAUCGUUCAAAUCCGCGCUCGCAGCUUCUGGGACAUCAACAACGCAACCAUCGGUCUGCUCUACGCCUUGAUCACUGCCGCUGUCUUUCAAGUCUUCGUCAAGUGGCUUAUUGGUGGUUUGCGCCCUCACUUCCUUGCUGUCUGCAAGCCUGUCAUCCCUGCCGAACUUCUCCCGACCGUCGGCACCAACGACAAUGGCGUUGACGCUGGUAGCGGCUACGGUAACGUCGCAAAUGGAUACCGCCAGAUCAUGUUCGACCGCAGCAUCUGCACGGGUGACAGGAAGGAGAUCAACGACAGUCUCGAGUCCAUGCCCUCUGGUCACACCACGGCUGCCUUCGCUGGAUUUGUCUACCUGUAUCUGUACCUCAACGCCAAGUUGAAGGUCUUCUCCAACCAUCACCCGGCUAUGUGGAAGCUCAUCGCUCUUUACGCACCUAUUCUUGGAGCCUGCUUGAUCGGCGGUGCCCUGACCAUCGACGAAUACCACAACUGGUACGACAUCCUUGCUGGAGCCGUCAUUGGCACCUUCAUGGCUUUCAGCGCCUACCGCAUGACCUACGCCUCAGUCUGGGACUUUCGCUUCAACCAUAUCCCUCUCAUGCGUCACGCUCCUUUCGUCUAUGGCGCCGGCCCAAGCUCUUUCGAUGGAUUCCACGAUGCCGUCUUCACUCGCAAGGCCGGAUGGGGUACAAUUGAGGGAACUAGCUGGGGCGGUGCGCCGUUCGAUGCUGCAGAUGGUCCUAGGGGUACCAUGAUGCCACACCCUGACGGCCCUGCUCAUGGCCACCACGGCAGUGCCUCGAGCCGUGUUCAGAGGAAACCUGUCGGUGCCGACAGGCAUGGUGAGCAGAUGGUCUAAGUUGCAGCUUAGGCUGGUAGAAAUCUCAGAUAUGUCAGCCUGUAGCAUAGGGCUACGUAUCUACCGAGUGCUGUGAGGUGCAGUUGAUAUAACACUGGGAACAGAGCUUAAGUAGGGCGUUUACUGGAGAUGCCAAGUUGGCAACUCUGAUUUGACGAUUAUGAUAGCGAGGCGUUAAUGGUCUCUGGGAAUACCACGAUACUAUAGUAUAGAGUCAAUUU